Molecule: messenger RNA, 2679 nt
Organism: Ambispora gerdemannii
Lineage: Eukaryota; Fungi; Glomeromycota; Glomeromycetes; Archaeosporales; Ambisporaceae
Source: the annotation of a GenBank genome assembly
AUGAAAGAAACUGGUAGAAAGUCGAAAGCAAAAUUGAAACUUAUGAUCAAAGAACUGGUUUUCGAAAAAGAAAAAAGAUAUCAAUUCAACAUUUCGGUUCGAAAUAGUAUUAAAAGUCAUCAUGUUAGAAAGAGUGCACAAACCUCAAGACUGUUUGUUAGAAGUACUGUAACUUUGGUCGUUAAAUGCUCUGACGUGGGAAGUGAGGGUUUGUUGAGAAUGUCCGAGUGGGAAACUAGUCACGUUACAGUAACUUGUCACAUGGCUGAAUUUCUGAUCAACGUACGCGUGGGCUUUUUUACCACUCUCAAAGAAAGCGGAAAAUCGAGAAAAAUGGAACGACUUCAACGUCUUUUUGGUGCAGCAGCAGCCGGACAAAGCUUGCAACCUGGUGUUGAUACGCCCACUGUUGAUAAUGCGGAAAUGGUUUACAUAUCUUCGCUGGCUUUGUUAAAGAUGUUGAAGCAUGGUCGAGCUGGUGUUCCCAUGGAAGUAAUGGGCCUGAUGCUUGGUGAAUUUGUUGAUGACUAUACAGUUCGAGUGAUUGAUGUGUUUGCCAUGCCGCAAAGUGGUACCGGGGUAUCCGUCGAGGCUGUUGAUCCUGUCUUUCAAACAAAAAUGUUGGACAUGUUAAAGCAGACUGGGCGACCUGAAAUGGUUGUCGGUUGGUAUCACUCUCAUCCCGGUUUUGGUUGUUGGUUAUCUAGUGUUGACAUUAAUACACAGCAGAGUUUUGAAGCAUUAAAUCAACGAGCAGUAGCCGUAGUCGUAGACCCAAUACAAUCAGUAAAAGGAAAAGUAGUAAUUGACGCAUUUCGUCUAAUUAAUCCACAAAUGUUGAUGCUGGGUCAAGAACCACGGCAAACUACCUCGAAUAUCGGGCAUUUGAAUAAACCGAGUAUUCAAGCAUUAAUUCAUGGACUAAAUCGUCACUACUAUUCAAUAGCAAUCAAUUAUCGAAAGAACGAACUAGAACAAAAGAUGUUACUGAAUUUGCAUAAAAAGAAUUGGACACAUGGUUUGACGUUGCCUAAUUUUUCGGAGCACACAGAGCUGAACGAAAAGAGUGUUAAGGCGAUGCUCACCUUAGCAGAAGCAUACAAUAAAUCAGUCCAAGAAGAAUCUACCAUGACACCUGAACAAUUGAAAACCCGUCAUGUGGGUAAACAAGAUCCAAAGCGUCACUUGGAAGAAAGUUUAGAAGACAUGAUGUCGAAUAAUAUUGUCAUGGCUCUUGUUUUACUGGUGUUUUACAAUGUGCUAUGGUCAAAAAACGAUAUCACGUCUUACCUUCAAACUUCAACAUACUCUUAUAAGCCUAAAACUGUUGCGAUAAUUGGCGCUGGAGCAGGUGGAACAUCCGCUGCCUAUUUUCUAUCAGAAAAAUUCGCCAACACUUCACUAGAAAUCGAGGCCACGAUCUUCGAACGUUCAAACUAUGUGGGUGGUAGAAGUACUGUCGUGAAAUUGGAGCGUGACGAACAAGAAUACAUUAUCGAAUUGGGUGCAUCGAUUUUCGUCGAUGUUAACUAUCAUUUGGUGGAUUCGGCGAAAAAAUUUGGACUAGAAUUUAAUAGUAAUGGUGUUCGAUUUCCGGGGGCGAGGCUUGGUAUAUGGGAUGGAAAAGAAUUUGUUUUUGAGCAAUCUUCGUCCAAGUAUUGGGAUAUUGUUAAAGUUUUUUGGAAAUACGGAUGGGCACCAUAUAAAGUCCAAAACAUGGUCAAAGAAACUAUUUCCAAAUUCCUGGAGAUCUACAAAUUUCAGGAACCAUUCACUAGCAUACAGUCAGCAGCCGAACGUCUAGAACUGACCACUGAACAACAACAUACUGCCUACCACUACUUUAAAGACUUGAAACAAAUAGAUCCACUCUACCUAAGUCAUUUUGUGGAGACAGCAACUCGCGUAAAUUACGCAGCGAAUCUCGACCAGAUUCACACGUUGGGUGCGUUUAUUUCUUUAGCACCAGAAGGCGCUAAAAGUAUCAAGGGUGGAAAUUAUUUGUUGUUCGAGAACUGGGUCAAGCAUUCGGGCGCGGUGCUGAAUCUGGACACGACAGUCACGAAAGUUACAAAAUUGGAUUCCAAACAUGAAAAUAAUGAUGACGAUAUUCCCAAAUAUGAAGUUACUACUCAAAAUGGGAAAAAACAGAUUUUUGAUGCGGUCAUUUUAGCUGCACCUAUUCAAUUCUCAAAAAUCGACUUUGAAAAUAUAAACAUUGAUGAUGUGAAAGAAAUCCCGUAUGUCACAUUACACGUAACAUUAAUGGCCGGACACAUGAAUCCCGCCUACUUCAACCGCGAAAAUGUCAAUGAUGUUCCUGCAAUAGCACUCACUACGAAUAGCGACCUUUGUGAGUUUAAUAGUCUCGGCUGCCAAUUCGAACUAAAAAAUGGUGAAAGGGUAUGCAAGAUAUUUUCACACCAUGAAAUGACUGACGAACUGCUCGACAAAAUCUUCUUGAACCGUUCCUGGACACAUUCUAAAGUGUGGAAAUCUUAUCCGUGGCUUUCCCCAAAUCAAACAUAUCCGCCAAUUGAGUUGGAUCAGAAUUUGUUUUACGUGAACAGCUUCGAACCAUUUAUUUCGACUAUGGAAACGGAAGCUGUUUCUAGUGAAAAUAUCGUCAACAUAUUGAAAAGGCGAUGGGUCGAGCUUGCUGUUAAAUCUAAAUUAUAA